AUGCUCUACCGUGUGCCUAACAAUAACGGAACCACCACCAACGAAUCUCGAACCAAUAAUACUAAGCAAGAACCCAUGUAUGUCCGCGGUCCAGAUGUUAGGAUCUACAUGGUCCACAACAAACAGCCAUCGGAACACACCGUGGCGGACAAGGAGAAUACGGCGAUGAAUCAACCUCAAGACAACCGCUACAAGUCAUCUCCCGAAAAGUCGAAGAACGGCAGCGCGGUAAAAGUCAACGAGAAACAAGGACUUGAUGGAAGAAGUUCAAGUGACGCUCCACGACAAGAAGGAGACAGCCAAGAAUCGUCGUCGUGUCACAAUCAUUGUCGAAGAUGUCCCCGAGAGUGA
Seminavis robusta is the source of this 351-nucleotide messenger RNA. Lineage: Eukaryota; Bacillariophyta; Bacillariophyceae; Naviculales; Naviculaceae. The record is from the annotation of a GenBank genome assembly.